This is a messenger RNA of Xiphophorus hellerii (green swordtail), 9008 nucleotides long. RefSeq names its product pleiomorphic adenoma gene 1 (gene plag1). Gene Ontology annotation, biological process: regulation of cytokine production; regulation of immune system process; negative regulation of transcription by RNA polymerase II. The coding region runs from base 278 to 1720 and encodes 480 amino acids. Gene Ontology annotation, molecular function: DNA-binding transcription repressor activity, RNA polymerase II-specific; DNA-binding transcription activator activity, RNA polymerase II-specific; RNA polymerase II cis-regulatory region sequence-specific DNA binding. Gene Ontology annotation, cellular component: nucleoplasm. NCBI's taxonomy places the organism in Eukaryota, Metazoa, Chordata, Actinopteri, Cyprinodontiformes, Poeciliidae. The record is from RefSeq and is a predicted model, not a curated record. The transcript is spliced from 3 exons.
UAGUGCGGUUGCAUCGCAGCGCAUACACAAUGGCUGCCCGAAAGAGGAGAGAGCAAACAAUUUUCAGGCCCGCCGCGUCUGGCAAAAAAUAUGAGAAAAAAAUUAUAAAAAAUUCGGAAAAUAGUUGAAAGUCAAGAAAAAGUCCACAGAAAGGAUGUGGAAGCUCCCAGGGCACCUUGGUCCAGGCUGGGAUGACAACCUAAAGCUGGACGUUGGAGUUACAUCAGCAUUAUUCGGGCACCCUGCUCUUCAUGUAGCUGGUCUGCUUUAGGGUGCCAUGGCCACUGGAACAGAGAACCGCCAUGACCAUAUUCUGGAGAAAGCCAAGCUUUCACCAACAUCAGGGAAACGCAGGAGAGCAGAAGGGAAACCCAAGAAGAAUUUUCCUUGUCAGGAGUGUCAGAAGGCAUUCAACAGCCUGGAGAAGUUGAGGGUGCACUCGUACUCUCACACAGGGGAAAGGCCGUAUCGCUGCUCCCAUCCGGACUGCACCAAGGCUUUCGUCUCCAAAUACAAGCUGCUACGGCAUAUGGCAACUCACUCACCAGAAAAAAGCCACAAGUGUUCAUACUGUGAAAAAAUGUUUCACCGCAAGGAUCACUUAAAAAAUCACCUGCACACUCAUGAUCCACACAAGGAGGCCUUCACCUGUCAGGAGUGCGGAAAGAGCUACAACACCAAGCUGGGCUUUAAGCGCCACCUGGCCCUCCAUGCUGCACACAGCGGAGACCUGACCUGCCAAGUGUGCCUGCAGCUGUUCCCCAGCACUGUGGUUCUCCUGGAACACCUCAAAACACAUGCUGGCAAGCCAUCUGGAGGGACCAAAGAGAAGAAGCAUUGUUGUGAACAUUGUGAGCGUCAGUUUUACACCCGCAAAGAUGUGCGACGCCACAUGGUGGUGCACACUGGACGCAAGGAUUUCCUCUGUCAAUUCUGUGCUCAGCGCUUUGGUAGGAAGGAUCAUCUGACACGCCACAUGAAGAAGAGCCACACCAGGGAGCUGCUGAGGGUAAAAAGUGAACCAGCUGAUUUGCUGGAGACAGAUGUUUAUGAUUUGGCUACUGGAAGCAUCAAGGAUGAGCUUCCAGCAACAUUGACAACAAGAUCACUCCAGGUUAACAUGUUCACAAGCUCUGACCUGGACACACAGCCCUUUUCUUCCCCCAGUAAUCCCUUUUCUUUAAAGUACCCACUGAGCUCCAACUUUACCUCAUACACCAUCACCUCACAUGAGAGGGAGCAGAAUCUAAAGGGAGAACUGGAGACCUAUCUAAUGGAGUUGCAGAACACCUUGCCAUCCUCAUCCUCUGCAUCCGUAGAGCCUCAAAUCCCGUCCUCCAAACUCGACUUGUUACCUCAUGUAGGUAUGCUGGAGGAAGCAAGCGAGGAGGCAUCCCUCUCCAAAAUUUCCACGCCAGCAGCAGGUCCUGCAGCAGACUCUAUGGCCUCAUCUUCUUCACUUAUGGAUUUUUCUCAACUGUUCAACUUCUUGCCACACAACGGACCUCCAUACAAUCACGUAGGAAGUGGCGGGGGCAGCAUAGGACCAGCUGUCACCUUUCCUUCCACUGAAGAAUCAGUUCCUCUACUUCAGCUGCCCCCCCAGAUACCUGUGGGUGAAGAACCUGCAGAGAGUCCUCUCCAAGGACUCCCCUCCUCCUUCAUAUGUAGCCUGAGCACACCCACAACACUACCCCGGUUUCACCAAGCAUUUCAGUGAUGGAGUCUGUCCUGCCAAAUGCAGAGCCCCCACAGCUGAAACAGCCAAACAUGAUUCCAAUAAUUCUAGAUAGUCAGGUCAUUUGUUAAAAAGUGAAGAGACAAUUACAAAGCAGUAGGUGCAUGAUGACCAGGGCCAGCAGUUACAAACACACACAGGUUUAUAUGUAUCUGGCUUAUUCAACCUUAGCAGAUCUUCACCUUUAUUCCAGAUAAAUUACCCUGUUCUUUAUUUCUGGAAAUAUUUUCCUAAAGUCUUUUUCUUUCAUAUUUUCUAAGCUGCUCCAAAGACAGAAAUUACUUAAACAUCUAUGAGCUUCAAUGUUCCUCUUUAAUAGCAUGAUAGAAAGUGUCACUCAGCUUCAUGCUGAUUUAAUGAUUGUUGCAAUAAAUCAGCAAUAAGCAACUUAUUGUGAUAUGGAUAUAAUGAUAUAGGCAGCUCAUCUUUAACCAACACUGCCACCCCAUUGAAGAGUUUUUAUCUGGGACAUUUUCUCUAACUGCAGUAGUUCAGAUGAGUCACACACAGUUUACUUAGAACUUAAUAAUCAUUCCUAACUCUUUAUGGCAACAUAGACCCCUGCUUUAGCUUUAUACAUUGCCAUAAUGUAGAGUGCUACUUUAGAUUUUAGUGUUGCCAUAUUUUUAAAGCACAGUUCUGUAGUUUUGCAAGAAUUCAAACUCUAAUCAUUUUAACUGGGAAAACAUCUCCUAAUAUAUAAACUGUUUUGUUCAUGAAAUAGGUUGUAGACAUGACAGAAUGUAAUAAAAGGACACACUUUACUCAAUCUGAAUCACUGAAAGCAAAUUACCACGCUAGAACUACUGAGUAUCUAUUUAACUUUCCGACAAUAAGUAAAUCCACAAAACAAUAUACCGUAAUUGAAACUCCUAAAAUAUUGAGCUAAAAGUGAUCCAGCAACAAGGUUUGUGAGAGUCAGCAUUCAAUGAUUAGCAGUGAUAGGCUCCUUUCUUCAAUCCCAGUUAAUCACCCAACAAGAGGACCAAACUAUCUGUGGGCAAGGUACUGCAUCCCUCAUAUGCCUAUGGAUAUGUAAAUGGAAACUGACUUACUUAAAAUGAUUUUUUGGCCAAAUAUCAAAACUACGAGCUGUUUCUCAUAAAUCAAGUUGAAACGAUUUAAAUAACUCAACAAAACGAAUGGUUUCUCCACAUAAAAUGCCACUUUUGUUGUAAGUGACCCUUACAUUCACAGGGGUCAGGAAGUGACUAAAAUCCGCAAAUACUUGAGACCCUCUCUAAAAAUGCUUAUAACUGCCUUACAACUUUUAAUAGUUUAAAUACCAGAUAUACCUUAAUAUAUAGUGAUAAAUACAAUGGAAACUGUCUUAGCACUACUGCAGAACUAACAUCCUCUGUCUUUCUUGUUUCUACUCUUUGGGGUACAGCCCGUCAGCAUCAAGGAAAAUGAAUGGUGCCCCUUGAUUGGCUCCUUUGCAAAUGCCUGUAUGUCUUGUCGUAUUGCACAUAGGUAUUUCAGAUUCACAAGGUGUAUUUUCUUUCAAAUCAAUCUGAAGCCUGCAUACUUGAUUGCAUUGCUAAAAUCUGUGAUAAUGACAUUAAUUAUGACUAAGUCCAAAUUUUCUGGCUUCUUUUUUUUGUUUGUUUCUUUGCCAUUUCAUAUUCCCAACAGUUCUCAGUGAGCUUUGAAUCAACUACUCAAAAUCUAGAACCUCCAUGGACAUUAAGGACAGAGUUUAUCCUUCAGCUCAAAUAUAGAAUCUACAUGCAAAGAGUGAGUAUAUGAUACCUACAAUUGAGAGAUGCUUGAUGUAAGCAGACUUUUGCAAUAUUGCUCACGGAGGACCCCUGUUGAUUCAACGUUCAGUUUAUGGAGAUUCACCUAUUCACAGAUUUUUCUGUGAACCAUGUUACUCCAAAUGAUUUGCAAAUAUUUUUGGACAGCACAUCUAAAUUUCUAAAGGAAAUAUGGCUUGACAAGCAAAAAUUUGUAAGUGCAGCUCUACUUCACAUGCUAUUGGCUGGUGGUUGCAAAGCAGCCAAUUCAGUAGUUUCAUCAAUUUUCCGUGGCAAUGAUUGGCUGUAACCCCAAGAGUAGAGGUAGGGAAAACUGGGGACAGCAGCUGCUGAGGUAACGCUAAGACAGUUUUCAUUGCGUGUAUUAAUGUAUAUUAAGGUAUAAUUAUUGUCUGAAUGAGUAAAGUAGGCAGAUAUGGGGUUUUAGGAGGGUUCUUAAUUAUUUGUGGAUUUUAGCUAUUCACAGUUGGUUACAAUCCCUAACCGUGGUGUAUGCUGGGGGUCCACUGCACAUUGAUGUUCCAACAAAGAUUGCAAUUCCAUGUAUUGCAUUGGUAUAUAAAGAACUUUAUAUGCCAAUUAAAACUAAAGUUAUAAAGUUGACAUAAGUUUGGAGCACUUCCCAUUUAAUACAGAGGCUUCAGUUCUAUAAAUAAGGGCUCCUCCAAGAGUUUCUUUAAUAGAAGAAAACACUAAAACAUGGUUAUAGCUGAGAUGUUCAUCUGCUGCCCUGCAAAUGAACAUCUCAUGUGUGACAUGUGUGAUUCACAUGUCACUCAAAACCACCUUGUGAUCCACCUAACCCCAAAAUGGUCCCUUUACCAACACUGAUCAGGCAUAACUUUAUGAUCACCUGUCUAAUAUUUAAAUAUCUGACUAAACAUCCCAUCAGAGCUGAUUUUUAUGUAAUUAUUAUAACAUUAGUAUAUUAAUAUAUAAUGAUGUUUGAAAUAUAAUUAUAAUAUUUAUAGUGAUGAAGUUUCCUCUACAAUAAACAAUAGUUCUAUCUCUUGCAGUAUUUUUAGGAAAACACAGAAGGGACAUAAAAAGAGGGCCGUUGAGUUGAGACAUCCAUCAUAAUUCCUGUAUUUUUAAUUUAAGUCUGUCUUCUACAUCUUUAUAUGGAAAUCAUGUUCUCUUAUUUACUGACAGAUUGUAAAUCACAUUUAACACUGAUGCUUCAUUUCAACAUGCCAUUAGCAACUCUCAUUCAUCAUUGUGUUAAUCAAUGAAUGUCUGUAUUGUCAUUGGGCCAAAGCAGUACAACACAAUUCAGAAAUGCAACUCAAUGUGACAUUCAUGCUACAAUAAAAAUCGAAGUUAAUAAAAGUAGGUUAAAAUAUAAAUACUGUCCUUACAUCUAGUGUUGCUGUUUAUGUGGAGUUGGGUUCUGCUCACCUGGGAUCCCAGCCUUCUGGGACACGCUUUGGUUCUGUCCUGAUUCUUCUAGAGUCAAGAUAAUUGAUAUGGGAAAAAAUGUCUUUAAAGAUGAAAACCUCUUUAGAAAACUGAACAGAGCAUGGAAGGAGAUUUUAAUGUUCAGAUUCAAUCUUUAACAAGUCAAAGUAAGACCCAACCUGUUGAGGUUAAACAUCUGUCAGCUCCUGUUUCUUUUUCUGAGAUUAGGAAUAACUUUAGAUGUGUGAAGUCCACAUUUAUUUGCAUGGGGUCAAGUGCUAAGUAUAAAAAACAGAAUAAUAUAAAAUGUAUAGUUUUGCUAAUUUGCAAUUCAAGUCCCAAGAUGAGCCUUUCACAACCAGUCCUAGUUCCAAUCCUUCAAUUUCUUGACGUGGAACCAAUAAUUGCCUUGCAUUCAAAUGUAUCAUCUGCCAAAGUCACAGAUUUGGGAGUAGAAAAUACCAGGCGUUCUUUAUCCAGACAGCAGUUAGAUUUUUUUGACCCAUAUAAAUAUGGAGAGACUGUGGAUCAAUCAGGAGAGUAUUUGUCUUUUAUUGUGAAGGCUGAAAGUUACACUCCAAUUCAUGUUGAUGUAUUCUUGAGCUAGGCAAUUAACCAAAAGUCACCUACCAAUCUGUGUAUUGGUGUAAGAACAUCAGUGUUUGAGAGCAGCUUUGACAGGUUAAAAUAGUAAUAUAAAAGUUCAGUCCAUUUAAAGUUUCUCAUGGCAUAGAUCUCCCCUCUAAGGAUCCUGAUCUUGGUAACUGUUUCAUUUUCUGACGUUUUCUAUCUGUUCUGCUUUCCCAUAUUGUUUUGUCAUUAGAAACUAUGUGUUGUUAAAAUCCAUCAGCAUAUACGUUGGUCGCCAGGAGCUGCUGCUUUCACUGUCAGGUUACAGGUGAAGAACUCUCUCUUUUCCACUAGCUGUGGAGUCAUCCAAAAGUUCAAAAAAUAAGCAGACAUGAUUUGUGUGAGAGUGGUGAAAAAGACAAUUGUUCUUGUAUUGAUGCAUGAAUGACCUUAUCUGAUAAAUAUCUGGGGCAGCUGAGACUCUCUGUUGGAAAUAGAACCAUCUGAACAGGGAAUGGAGAUCAGGGUUCCCUCAAUGAACUGUUGUGUGGUUGAUCUGGAAAAACACCUGGUUUGGGUGAUGUGUGCUUUCUGUUGAGAUGCACAGAACUGACAUUUCAUUAGUGUCCAUCAUAGUGUUCUUUACCUCACAGCUUCAGUAUUCAAAUCAUGAACUCCAGUUUCUGUUUAACAUUAAGUUCCCUUGUAUUCCUUCCUGAAUAAGGUUUUUGUAGACCAUGUAAAAUGUAGAGUUGAAUGUUAUUGUGUCAAAGCAUUUAUCAGUGUGUGCUACCUGUAACUUGUGAAGAUUUUAUGAAAAAUGUUUUUGAUAAUUGCAGCACUUUGUGUUCAUGAAAUGCUUUUAAUCUUCCAGUGCUUUUGGUUUAAAUGCUUAAUACAAAUGUAUAAAUGAUAUAUUUACCUCUUUUAGAGAACAGUAAAAUGUAAAUACAUUAUAAAUGUUUUAUUUUUACAGUUUAACGUUUUGACAGUGUUUUUCCGAUAAGUGUACUUUUUGCUUUACUUGCACACAGUCUGUAUGCAGUUUGAAACGCAUACAUGUUAGUUGAAGUUAAUUAUUCAUACGCUCUUAUAGGCGAAGCCACGACAAACAAGAUUUAGUGAACAUUUUAACACCUAGAUAUACUGUAUCUUGCUCCAGCAUCUUUUAAUUCAAACUAAUGAUGCUUAAAAGAAGGUCUAUACAACCUGAGACAAACAAUACAUUCAAUUUUGCAUUGUCCUCAUUCAUCCAACAUUAAACUAAGCUAAAAUGCAGAAGCAGAUUUUAGACCUUAAGCCCAGUCUUUGAUUCAAUAACUUCAAAUAAUCAUCUCCUGUAUGACCUUAUCAGAGUUCUGUGUUAUUAUUAGAGAAGUAUUUUCACAGAACUAUUUAAGUUUAAUUGGUGCUCAUAAGAGAUUUCAUCAGACUGGGAUCUGGACAGGGGAUUGGCUACUUCAACAGCCUCAUUUUAUCCUUUAUCUGUUAUUCUGUUGUAGAUAUGAAUUGUCUUUUUGGAUGAGCUACUUGGGCCAAGCUUCAACUGGAAGCCACAUGGCCUUAACUCUGUCUUGAGAAUACAUUGUGAAUGGUACAGAGCAGGGCUGCGCAGUGGAGCAGCUGGUAGCACUGUUGCCUUGCAGCAAGAAGAUCCUGGCUUUCCCCUGUGCAUCCAUCAGUUUUCUCUGGGUAUCUUGGCUUCCUUCCAUAGUCCUAAAACAUGACCGCAUUGUUAAUUAGUCUCUGUAAAAUUGCCCUUAGAGAUGAGUGUGUGUGCAUGGUUGUUUGCCCUGUGAUGGCCUCCCAUGACCUCCCCACAGUAUACUCUGCCUCCCACCCAAUAACUAAAGACAAGUAGCCUAUCUGUUGGGUAUAGACCAUGGCUGGAUGGUGCCGAGCUGUUCAGGGUAAACUUAAAUGAGCUCAAUGUAUCCAGAACCUCUGGCUGUAAAAUCAGGACAAACCAUCACUUCCAUGCUCAACAGUGUAUACAAGGAGUUAAUGCAAAACAUUUUAGCCAAAUAGCUGUAGUAGCAUCCAACAGAAAUUUCUCAAGCUGGUUUGUUUGGAAUCUUAAUUUAAAAAGCAUGGUAAUUUGUAAGAUGUAGCUGUUGAAUGUUGUGACCUCAAGGUAAACUCUGAUCCAUGUUGCAUGUUAUUGCCAUUGUAUUGACACAAAUAUGUGUGCUACAGAGCAACUAACUGCCAACUGUUUUUCUGAUGUAAAUACUGUGAUGCAAGCAAUGAGGGUGAACUUAAUUUUUCACACCCGCCUUCUGCGUUUUGCUUUGGUUUUUAGUAAAUAAAUCAAUUGUGUGAGAUGAAUUUGUUAUUUGUCACUCGAGGUUGUAUUCGUUUUAAGACUUGGUUUGAACCAGAUGAUUUAGGUAUGGUCUAUCGGCAUCCUUUGAAUUAAGGAAGGGUAUACUUACUUUUUCUGACACAAUUUCUGAGAUUGUGACAACAGAUUAGUUUGGUUUUGUUUUCAUAAAUGUGUUAAUUUUUAGAUGAACCCAAAUAUUUAACAGUAGAACUUGUAUGUUAUCUAGAAUCCAAGGAUUUUAAAUGAGAUGGUUGAAGAAAACAUAAAAACAAACAAAAGGCCUUACUGAUUUUCUCAAAUAGUUAAAACUCUCAAGCUAUGUUCAAUUUUCUUUCUGAAAAAAAAAAUUCUUUCUCUGGAGAUAGAAGGCCACCAGUAAAAGGCAGACUGUAGGUCAUUUGAUGUUAGACAAAUUUCUAAGCUCCAGCAGUACCAGUGAUCUAUAUUGAAUGUGUACGUAAGAAACACUGCAAUACUGCAAAAAUAUUAUGGUAUUGGAACAAGCUGCUAUAAUAUGUCUAAAGCUCCGUAAGGUGCUACAGACCUUUCUCUUAAAUGUAUUGUUUGUACAUGUAUCCAGCUUAGCUGAAAAGCUGCCAUGUGUGCCUGCUUCUACCUUAUAUACAUAUUUUUGUUGUACUGUGAGUCUUUGUUCUUCUGUUCAUACAUGCUUGUAAUUACAUGGUCCCAGUAUACCGCUGCACACAACACCACCACAUGUAAAGAUUUUGAAAGAAAGAGAAGAAAGAUGGGAACAUGCAGAGUAUGUGCUGAUCCUCAAACGUUUUUGCAUGGUAUUCAAAGUGAGUUGAGAGAUAAACCUCAUCAGACGUGUUGGGUUUGCUGCUUGUUGUUUCAGCAUUUUCACCCACAUUGUCUAUAGCAAAGUCAGAGCACAAUCUCUACAAGCUCCUACACAUUUUCCCAAACUACUGUCAUAUUUUAUACAUAUAGGCAAAAUAAAUCAUACAUUUAAGUACAAAUACAUACAUAGAUGAUGAAAAAUCAAUGCUGCAGCUUUUAACAACUGUUUUUUUUUCCUUCUUUGUCUUUUUAAACAUUGUCAUUAUCCAAAGAAAGUUUAUUUAUUGGUUGGCAAAAUAACCAGACUUCAUUCACAUACAAUGCUGCUAUGAAAGAGGAGAGUUGCAUUUGUCAACUCUCGUGUUUUUACUCAGUGUAAUGAAAGUUCAAUAAAGUUAAGGAAAAGAAUCCA